Camelina sativa (false flax) is the source of this 1119-nucleotide messenger RNA. Lineage: Eukaryota; Viridiplantae; Streptophyta; Magnoliopsida; Brassicales; Brassicaceae. The record is from RefSeq and is a predicted model, not a curated record.
AUGAGGUCAAUCCCAGCUUUGUUUUUACUUUUCUGUUUCCUUAUUCCCUCUGCUUUGGCGCGACGCCCGUUUGAGCAAAUCCGAUUCGGGUUCUACCGCCGGUCAUGCCCCCGCGCCGAAUCAAUUGUUGCUAAUGUUGUUGCCAAACAUUUCCGUAGUGACAAUACCGUUACUGCAGCAUUAGUUCGCAUGCAAUUUCAUGAUUGCUUUGUCAGGGGUUGUGAUGCUUCUCUCUUGAUUGACCCAACGCCCGAAAGACAAUCAGAGAAAAGUGCGGUACCAAAUGCAAGCGUGAGAGGCUACGAGAUCAUUGAUGAGGCUAAGAAGCUGCUCGAGGCUGCAUGCCCCCGAACUGUUUCAUGCGCUGACAUUGUAACUCUCGCCACUAGAGACUCCGUGGCAUUAGCUGGUGGUCCAAGAUUUUUUGUACCAACAGGAAGACGUGAUGGAUUAUUGUCAAACCCCGAUGAUGUAGAGUUGCCCGGACCAGCAUUUCCGGUAGCCAAUUCCAUCGAAUUAUUUGCAGCUCAUGGUUUGAAUACGGAAGACAUGGUUACACUUAUUGCUGGUGGCCACAGUGUUGGUGUCACGCAUUGUAGCUUCAUCCGAAAUAGAAUUAAUGACCCUGCAAUGAACAGAACAUUGAAUGCUAGGUUGAGGGACAUAUGUCGUGCUCCAAAUGACCCAUCAGUGUUCUUGGACCAAGGGACUCCAUUUACAGUGGAUAACGUGAUCUUCAGAGAGAUUGAAGCGCAAAGAGGAAUCCUAAAAAUUGAUCAAAACAUGGGUCUCGACAAUUCAACCCUCGGACAUACCAGCCUGAAAAAGAAUGUCUUUUGCAUAAGCUGUUUGAUGGAGAAAGAAUCCGUCCUUGCACUUUUGGAUUUCAACACCAAGAAAGUAGCUGGGAGCUUGUGGCUCUUUCUCGUGAGGGAUAGGCCAGAGACUGAAUCAGAGCAUGAACGGAUUGUUGAGGUGGUGAUGCUGCUUGCCAAGCUUGAAGCAGGGGAGUUUGGUAUGUUGGAAGCAGAUGCUUGCAUCGAUAUCCCUUAUAUUGAGUAUGAUAACCCAGAAAAACACACUGCAAUGACCGUGGAUCAAAUUUGUAAUUUGCCAUAG